AUGCGACUGGCGCCGGACGAGUCGCCGGUGCAGGUAUACUGCGACAUGGAGACGGCCGGUGGGGGUUGGACCGUGUUCCAGCGGCGGCAGGACGACCCAGUGCAGAUCGACUUCUUCCGCGACUGGCAGAGCUACCGUGAUGGCUUCGGGAACGUGUCGGGCCAGUUCUGGCUCGGCAACGAGCUGAUCCACCGGCUGACCGCCCGCGAGCCACAGGCGAUGCGCGUUGACCUGGAGGACUUCGAGGGCGAGCGGCGCCAUGCCCAGUACGGCUCCUUCAGCAUCGCCGACGAGGCGGACCAGUACCGACUGCAGCUGUCCGCCUACUCCGGCGACGCUGUGCGGCAGUAA
Pollicipes pollicipes is the source of this 351-nucleotide messenger RNA. Its product is annotated as ficolin-1. Gene Ontology annotation, biological process: blood coagulation; fibrinolysis; positive regulation of heterotypic cell-cell adhesion. Gene Ontology annotation, molecular function: protein-macromolecule adaptor activity; extracellular matrix structural constituent. The record is from RefSeq and is a predicted model, not a curated record. Bases 1 to 351 code for a protein of 116 amino acids. Gene Ontology annotation, cellular component: fibrinogen complex. The transcript has 2 exons. Lineage: Eukaryota; Metazoa; Arthropoda; Thecostraca; Pollicipedomorpha; Pollicipedidae.